This is a messenger RNA of Trifolium pratense (red clover), 2021 nucleotides long. RefSeq names its product transmembrane protein 87B-like. Gene Ontology annotation, cellular component: Golgi apparatus; membrane. The record is from RefSeq and is a predicted model, not a curated record. The coding region runs from base 211 to 1782 and encodes 523 amino acids. The transcript is spliced from 5 exons. Gene Ontology annotation, biological process: transport. NCBI's taxonomy places the organism in Eukaryota, Viridiplantae, Streptophyta, Magnoliopsida, Fabales, Fabaceae.
GUAAUAAGAUUUUAACGUUGAAAAAAGAAGAAAGAAAAAAAAAUUGAAGAGUAAAGUAAGUGGUGGGUGGGGUGGUUGCUAAGGUGGCACGAAGCUAGAGACUCAUGAGAGAGUGAGUCACUUCACUACUACUCUACUCUACUCACUGCGAAGUGCUCAAUUGUGAAUGAAUGAAUCAAUUGCAAUUUCCAACAUAAACAUUAACUGAAGAUGAUGAUGAUGAACUUGACCUCCUCCUCCUCCGCAGUGUUUGUAAUUGUGAUUGUGAUUGUGAUUUUGAUGAUACAAUCUGUAGUAAAUGCUUCAAUCCAUCACUACUCCAAUCAACCUUUCACUCAUCGCUCUAACGCUUUCUUCUUCCAUGCUGGCACCGAAGCUCUCUUCUCUUCUUCUUCUUCUUCUCAUUCCUUCAUCAGGUUUGACACCGUCACCUUUACCAGACCCAAACAAUCCGCCAUCACCCACGGCCCAAUGCAGCAAAACACCGGUCUAGUCGAAGCAAUUAUUCUUCAAGUUCAAGACAGAAACAGAAUCGGUGGAUUCCAUUUCACUCCCAAAUCCGAUUUAAUCUGCUGUGAUCCUAAUCUUGCCAAACAACAUAACUGCAACCUCGGUGAAGUUAUUAUUCAUAAUAACCCUAACAACCCUCAUUUCCCCAAACGGAUCAAGACUUUCUUCCAAGGAACAAGUCAAAUUGUUCACAUGGAUCCUCAAACUGUUAAUAUCAAUACCACUGGCAUGUACUAUCUUUACUUCAUGUUCUGUGAUCCUAAUCUUAAGGGCACUACUGUUACUGGUACAACUGUUUGGAGGAACCCUAAUGGUUAUCUUCCUGGUAAAAUGGCACCUCUUAUGACGCUUUACGCUUUCAUGUCUUUGGCUUACCUUUUCCUUGGUCUUUUAUGGUUUUUGAGGUUUGUGCAAUUUUGGAAGGAGAAGAAUAUUGUUCAUGUUCAUUUACAUUAUCACAUUACCGCCGUUAUUGCUCUUGGAAUGUGUGAGAUGGCUCUUUGGUAUUUUGAGUAUGCCAAUUUCAAUGCUACUGGUACUAGGCCUAUGGGAAUUACCAUAUGGGCUGUCACUUUUACAUCUGUUAAGAAGACGCUUUCCAGGUUGCUUCUGCUUGUUGUAUCUAUGGGAUAUGGUGUUGUUCGUCCUACCCUCGGUUCGCAGGGGGUUGCUUAUAGAGUUAUGCUUCUUGGGGGGCUAUAUUUUGUUGCCUGUCAAGUGUUUGAGCUUGUUGAGCAUUUGGGGAACAUCAAUGACUUCUCUGGGAAAUCUAAGUUGUUGUUGGUUCUCCCUGUUGUUUGCCUUGACUCCUGGUUCAUUCUCUGGAUCUUCUCUUCGUUAUCUAAAACCUUGGAGAAACUACAGACAAGGAGAAACUUGGCUAAACUGGAGAUCUACCGAAAAUUUACAAACACCCUUGCAGUGUCUGUGCUACUGUCCAUUGCAUGGGUUGGCUUUGAGCUGUACUUCAAUGCAACUGAUCCUUUAAGUGAGCUGUGGCAAAUUGCUUGGAUUAUUCCCACUUUCUGGUCCCUGCUUUCAUAUACUCUCUUGCUGGUGAUAUGCAUCCUUUGGGCUCCUUCUCGCAACCCUACUAGAUAUGCAUACUUAGAGGGAACAGAUGACUUUGAUGAGGAGGGUAUCUCUCUUACAAGCGGCGUGACAAAGAUGAGUGGGGAUGUGGCAGCCAUGCUGGAGCGGAAGGAGAGGAUAGGUUCUAGUGCCACAGAUCUUACAUUUGGAGAUGAUAUUGAAGAAGAUAAACGAGAAUAAUGUUACCUAGACUUGUAUAGUAGUGUUUCAUAUGACUUCCAUCUCUUAGAAGAGGUCUGUAAAUUUUCAUAUAUAUACAAAUGGUUUGGUAUGCAAAGGGUUUUAGGUAGUAAUGGAGAAACAGAGAGGCAGUGUCACCUACCACUUGGGAACCAUUCUCCUAACAUACUAACACAUAUGUUGUGAUAAAAUCAUUACCCAGUUAGUUUUUAGAUGAUUAUCAUCCUUAUUUAUUUUUA